AGGGAGAUACGUCUUCUUGUGCCCCUGAACCCCUCCCUCCCCACAGGCCUGUCCACAAGGGGCUGGGGAUCAGCCAGAAAAGUCAGGCCACUCACUAGAGCCAGGGGACAUGAGGUCCCUUUGCCAGACUGAGUUCUGUCCCUGGAAGCAGCACGGUGCCCAGCCCCACCCCUUGCUCUGUGCCCCCUCCACUGCCAAAGACUUUGACCUUGUGUUCCAGUCCUUGCUGGUGGGCAGAGGGCUGAAGUCAACACAGAAUUGGGAGCAUUCCUGCGGGAACCGAGAACCUGCAAUCCCACAUCUUUCUUCUCCAGACACCCGGCACGAGAGGCUGGUGUGAUGCGUGUGGUAGUGAUUGGAGCGGGAGUCAUUGGACUGUCCACGGCCCUCUGCAUUCAUGAGCGUUACCACCCGAGGCAGCCACUGCACAUGAAGAUCUACGCGGACCGCUUCACCCCGUUCACCACCAGUGAUGUGGCUGCGGGCUUCUGGCAGCCUUAUCUCUCGGACCCCAGCAACCCACAGGAAGUGGAGUGGAAUCAGCAAACCUUCGACUACCUGCUGAACCACAUCCACUCUCCAAACGCCGAAAAGAUGGGCUUGACCCUAAUCUCAGGCUACAAUCUCUUCCGAGAUGAAGUUCCGGAUCCUUUCUGGAGAAACACAGUUCUGGGAUUUCGGAAGCUGACCCCCAGAGAGAUGGACAUAUUCCCUGACUACAGCUAUGGCUGGUUCAACACAAGCCUGAUUUUGGAGGGGAAGAGCUACCUGCCGUGGCUGACUGAGAGGUUAAAGGAGAGGGGAGUGGAGUUCUUCCAUCGGAAGGUGGAGUCUUUCGAAGAGGUGGCAAGAGGAGGCGCGGACGUGAUCAUCAACUGCACCGGGGUGUGGGCUGGGGCGCUGCAGGCAGAUGCCUCGCUGCAGCCAGGCCGGGGCCAGAUCAUUCAGGUGGAGGCCCCUUGGAUGAAGCAUUACAUCCUCACCCAUGACCCAGCCCUCGGCAUCUACAACUCCCCGUACAUCAUCCCAGGGUUCAAGACAGUUACUCUCGGAGGUGUCUUCCAGCUGGGGAACUGGAAUGAAUUAAACAGCGUCCAUGACCACAACACCAUUUGGAAGAGCUGCUGCAAACUGGAGCCCACCCUGAAGAAUGCAAGAAUCGUUGGGGAACUCACUGGCUUCCGGCCAGUCCGGCCUCAGGUUCGGCUAGAAAGAGAACAGCUUCAUUUUGGAUCUUCAAGUGCGGAGGUCAUCCACAACUAUGGUCAUGGAGGCUACGGGCUCACGAUUCACUGGGGUUGUGCCAUGGAGGCAGCCAACCUCUUUGGAGAAAUUCUAGAAGAAAAGAAGUUGUCCAGGAUGCCGCCAUCCCACCUCUGAGGAUGCCAGUGACUAUCAUUUGCCCCAUGAGGACACCCCAGUGCCAUACAGCCAAUUAACUGACACUGUCUUCUUGAAGAUUUUGCAGUUUCCCCUUCCCCAGCUUUCUUAGGCAAAGGUGUGAGGAAACCCUGAUGCUCCACUCAUCCAUCAUGGCCUGGUCCUUCCCAUGCAUCCCAUCUGGUAAAGCAUCUGCAGGGAUCCUGGCUGGUCCUAAACUAGUCUACCCGAGACAGGCAAGAUCCAAGAUCAUGUAGCAAUCCCGUUCUCACAACAGAAUGAUGGUACUACGGCUGGUAGUACUGGGUGGCAGGGUCUGUGCUCAGUCCAUUAGGAGUGGUCUGGAAACCUUUGCUUAGAACUCUGAUGAGUGGUUCGCCUCACAUUUGAUGUCUACCUGUAGUAACUGGUGGAGUGGCGGGGGGGGGCUCCCGCCCUCGGCACUCCGCUGGUCAACGUUAUUAAAACACUCUUUGGAUAUCCAAACUCUCUUCAGGGUUGGUCCUAAGACGUGCUUUCCUCUCCUCCUCACCACCACAAAGGGCGUCUCGGUGGUCUUGAGAAGACUUGAUCUAGGUUGUAUGUGUAUGUGUGAGGGUGAGGGAAAGGGGGAGAGCAGAGCUCAGGACCUUGAGCGUGCAAGGCAAGUGCUCCACCACUGACCGAACCCCAUCCUCUUGAGACCUGAAAUCAGAGAGAGGAGUGUACAGCCUUGGUACAUUGAAGAACUUUUUUUUACGUUUGUUAAUCUGUCCUGUCCAUGUAUGUGGGUGUGAGCAUCCAUGGUCAUGAUGUCUUAGGGUCAGAGGACAACCUGCAGCAAUCAGUUCUCCCCUUCUACCCUGUGGGUUCCAGGGAUUGAAUUCAGGGCAUCAGGCUUGGCAGCGUCACCUCACCAGCCUACUGAACAUCUGUCGACAUUUUCUGAAAUACUUUCUCAUGUGGAGAGAAACAGAUGACAUCCCCACUAAUAAACAGGGCGUCUGUAACAGGGUUGCUUCAAAUCAGACCCCAGCCCUGCUGCUCCGGGUCCAGUGUGUUUCUGAGGCAUGGAGGCUCUGAGGAAGUCCUCGCACUGCUCAAAAACACUGAUCUUAAAAAAAAAAAAAAGAGUUAGCCGGGCGGUGGUGGCGCACGCCUUUAAUCCCAGCACUCGGGAGGCAGAGCCAGGUGGAUCUCUGUGAGUUCGAGGCCAGCCUGGGCUACAGAGUGAGUUCCAGGAAAGGCGCAAAGCUACACAGAGAAACCCUGUCUC
This is a messenger RNA of Peromyscus californicus insignis, 2635 nucleotides long. It is a transcript of the gene Dao, whose product is annotated as D-amino acid oxidase. Gene Ontology annotation, molecular function: D-amino-acid oxidase activity; FAD binding. The record is from RefSeq and is a predicted model, not a curated record. Bases 340 to 1380 code for a protein of 346 amino acids. NCBI's taxonomy places the organism in Eukaryota, Metazoa, Chordata, Mammalia, Rodentia, Cricetidae. The transcript has 11 exons.